This is a messenger RNA of Lactuca sativa (garden lettuce), 2652 nucleotides long. NCBI's taxonomy places the organism in Eukaryota, Viridiplantae, Streptophyta, Magnoliopsida, Asterales, Asteraceae. The record is from RefSeq and is a predicted model, not a curated record.
AUGGAAGGUGUGUUGGACUUUGACACGAUCGACGUGGAACUAGAUGAAGACCUUCUAAAGAAACAGAGUAGGAGAUGUACAGAUGAGUUCUUGAAAUCACUGUCUCUUGACGAUGAAGAUGAAGACUUCAUUAUCCCAUUAUUCGAGAAUGUUGAAGAUGAUGAAGCACCCGUGGAAGAAGAACCUUUGGAUGACGAACAGGAGGAGGAAGAAAAUGUAGAUGAAGUUGUGGAUGAAGAGGAAAAUGAUACUGAAGCUCAGUUUAAAUAUUCCACACAUGAUCCAAAUGUGAAAUGGAAUAGAAUGAAACCUCAAGAGGGAGAAAGGUAUGAAUCUCCACAGCAACUUAAACUCUGUUUAACAAAUCAUGCCAUAUCUAAAGGUUAUCAGAUUAGGUUUAAUAAAUGUGAUAGUGUUAGACUACACUGUGUGUGUGCUAGUGAUCAUGAGAAAUUCGGUUGCCCUUAUUAUGUUAAAGCCUCUUGGAUGAGCACUGAAAAGUCAUUCCAAAUAAAGAAAAUGUAUCCACAUCAUACAUGUGUAAAGAAUUUUAACAAUGGAAAACUUAUGGGACCAACAUGGUUAGCUAGACAAUUCCUUAAAGAACUUAUUAAGACACCUAAUUUGAAAGCUAAGGAAAUCCAAGAAAAAGUUCAACACAAAUUUCACACUAAGAUUUCAUGGGUAAGGAGUUAUAGGGCUAGAUGUAGGGCAAUGUCCAUGAUUGAGGGAAAAUUAGGUGAUCACUAUGCAAGGGUGUGGGAUUAUGGUGGUGAAUUGCUAAGAUCCAAUCCAGACAGCACCAUUAAAAUUUGUGUUGAAGACAACAAUGAUGGUACAACUAUUUUCAAAAGGAUGUACAUAUGUUUCAAAUCAAUCAAAGAAGGGUGGAAGAUGGGUUGUAGAAGGGUAAUAGGGAUCGAUGGAUCUUUUCUGAAAGGGCAGUGUAAGGGACAAUUAUUAACAACCAUAGGUAGGGACCCAAACAAUCACGUUUUUCCCAUAGCUUGGGCUAUAGUUGAUAUUGAGAAUAAGUUUAACUGUAAGUGGUUCCUUCAGUUGUUAGAGGUUGACCUUGGAAUGGAUGCAGGAAGGGGCAUGUGUGUAAUUUCAGACCAACAUAAGGGUCUUCUUGAGGCAACAAAGGAGGUGUUACCAUAUGUUGAGCAUAGACAGUGUGCACGACAUAUCUAUGCCAACUUCAGAAAAGUAUAUAGUGGAAUUCAGUUAAGGAACCUAUUUUGGAAGGCUGCCAAAUCAACUGUAGAGGGUGAAUUCAAGAAUCACAUGGAUGAGAUUAGACAGAUUAGCCCAGGUGCUUAUGAACAUCUAAUGGCAAGGGAGCCAAAUACAUGGUGCAGGGCUUUCUUUUCCACUGGAUUGGCCUGUGAGGCUGUAGAAAAUGGUAUGGCAGAAUGCUUCAAUGCAGUUAUACUUGAUGCUAGGAAGAAGCCACUACUGACCAUGCUUGAAGAGAUAAGGUUGUAUAUGAUGGACAGGUUUUACAACCUCAGGGAGUUAGCUGAAAAAUGGGAAGGAGAUGUGUGUCCAUCUGCAAUUAAGAAAAUGGAAGAAUUUGGUGAGGACUUGAAGUUUUGGAGGGUACACCCUAGUGGACAAAAUGAAUUUGAAGUUAGAAAUGGUCUUGAAUCAUAUGGAGUCAACAUAGAGAAAAGGAGUUGUGCAUGUAGACUUUGGGAUGUAUCAGGGAUACCAUGUGUCCAUGCCCAAGCAUCUAUCAUGUUAACUCAUCAGGAUCCAAAGACAUUUAUCAGCAAGUGGUUUGGUAAGGCAAUGUACAUUUCAAGUUAUAGUUCUAACAUUCUACCUGUUAAUGGCAGCAAUUUAUGGAAAGAAGCUCCUUAUAUUAAGCCCUUACCCCCCUUAGAGAGGAGGAUGCCAGGCAGGCCUACUGUGAAAAGGAAAAGGCAUGUAUCAGAGAGGGAUGACAAGUUCUCUCAAGUGUCCUCAAAGGGCAGAACUGUCCAAUGUCAAAACUGUCAACAAAAGGGGCACAACAAGAAAACCUGUAAAACUCCACAUGUUGAACCAGAUCCUAAACCCAAUAAGAAAAUAGGCAGGCCAAGAUUGGACCCUAGUCUAACCCAAUGGACAAGACGUGGUAGAGGGGGGAGAAGGGGAAAUAGAGGAGGUGGUAGGGUACCUAGAGGUGGGGGUGGCUUUCAUAGCUGGUUUGAAAGAGGUGAAACCUCAAAUACAGUACCACCCCAAAAAAGGGUCAAUGAAGAAUAUAAUUCUGAAGAGAUGGUGGAUGUAGAUGUGAUGAGUGAUGGAGAUGGGCUGGAUAUGGCAGAUAUGGACUACAUUACACAACAAAUUACAGAGUUGAGGAAAUCAGGUUACACUGAUGUAGACAUUAUGAGAUGCCUUGGAAUUACAAAAGCUCAUUUAGAAGAGUUUGGAUAUGUGGUUGCCAAUGUUGAAGGUGGACUAGAAGGAGAUGGACAGGGUAAUGAAGAAGAAGGAGGACAUGGACAAGGAGAUGGAGUGGAAGGAGGUGGAGAUGGACAAGAAGGAGAUGGACAAGAAGGAGAAGGAGAUGGACAGGGUAAUGAAGAAGAAGGAGGACAUGGACAAGGAGAUGGAAUGGAAGGAGGUGGAGAUGGACAAGAAGGAGAAGGAGAUGGAUAG